Molecule: messenger RNA, 1128 nt
Organism: Diuraphis noxia (Russian wheat aphid)
Lineage: Eukaryota; Metazoa; Arthropoda; Insecta; Hemiptera; Aphididae
Product: RNA-directed DNA polymerase from mobile element jockey-like
Source: RefSeq, a predicted model, not a curated record
AUGCUUGCUAAACUUAAGGCAAAUGUUUGGCAAAAUCACUUAAUGAAGCUUACUCCCAAAGAUGGUAGUCUCUGGAGAGAAACUAGGCAAACACUUCGUUAUAAAUCACCAAAUCUCCCUUUAAAAAAAUCAGAUGGUAGCCUUGCCUUCUCCGACCUCGAAAAAGCUGAACUUUUUAAGGAGCAUCUUUCUCAAACUUUUCAACCACACUACAACAUAAUUGAUAACGAAAAUAUGAAUGUGGUAGAAACGUUCCUAAAUUCUUCCCUUCCUAUAUUUUUCCCUGUCAAGUCUUUUACUCCAAAUGAUGUAAAAUUUGCCAUACAGAAAUUCUCACUAAACAAAUCGCCAGGCUAUGAUCGAAUUACUGCGGAAGUAGCCAGAUCUCUUCCAACUAGAGCWAUUGYCCACAUCACUCACAUACUUAAUGCUUCACUUAGACUUUCUUAUUUUCCUCUACUUUGGAAAUUCUCCACUAUAGUUUUGUUCCCUAAACCAAAUAAACCGCCGGACAUUCCAUCUUCCCAUCUCCCAAUCAGCCUUCUUCCAUUUGUCGCUAAAAUCCUUGAACGAUUAAUUCUGAAACACAUUUCACAAGCCUUCGAUAGGGUGUGGUACGAUGGUCUUUUAUAUAAACUUAAGAAAUUCCUUCCACCCACUUACUACCUACUCAUCAAAUCCUAUCUAACGAAUCGAAAUUUUCAAGUUCGCUACAGUUCCACUCUCUCUGAUAUAGCUCCUAUAAAGGCUGGCGUACCUCAAGGUGGUAUCUUAUCUCCAAUUCUUUAUAAUAACUUUGCUUUUGACCAACCUACUACUACCAAUACAUCAGUAGCUGACYACUCUGAUGACAAAGCGUUAWUAUCCAUCAACAGAGAUCCAAUCAUAGCGUCAAUAAACCUACAAACUCACCUUAAUGCUAUGGAAAAAYGGUUCACAAAAUGGCGGUUUAAAGUUAACCAGAAUAAGUCAGUUCACACAACCAUUAUCCUCARACAUACUCCUUGUCCUGGUGUAGUUCUAUACGGYCUUCCGAUUCCCUACUUUCCAAAAAUCAAAUACCUUGGCCUUAUUCUUGAUCAAAGAUUAACGUGGGCUCAUCACACCAGAACUAAAAGAUUAGCUUAG